GGAGUACUCCCACAAUGUAUGUCCAUAACUACUACAAAAACUGCAAGUGAAAAACAUAAUUUACUUCAGUUUUUAAUCACUUCUAUUUGAGCAGAACAGUGCAAUAAAAUGGACACCAGUAGCAAAACAGAGCUUACAAUGGAGCCUCCGGCCUAUGGAUUUGUUCAGAAUACAAAAAAUAAGAAGACAGUCAUAAUUGCUUGUACAGCAGUUGCCUUGGUACUGAUUGGAGUGAUUGCCAUACUGAUUGGUGUUUUUGUUACUCAAAAACACUACGAAAAUAUUUUUCAGCAGACUAUAACCGGCUUGAAUGGUGAAAAAACGAAUCAGACUGUUACUGUUAACAGCAAAGAAAAUGUGGCAACAUUUUAUUCGAAAAGAGGAAAUGUAUCAGCUACAAUUGUGUACGACUACAAUCGUGAACUCUUUGCCUACAAAGGCAGCAACAGAGAUUUGUGCCUUGUGAUGAAGUGGGAUAGUGCCACAUUUCCAAGCCUUGAUGAAAUUAUUGAUGGAGUUCAGAAUGCAGAGGUCUCAAAUGUAGAUGAUGACAAAAAGACAACGAUCACUGCAACAUCAACUAGAAUUGUGGACACUUCUGUUCUAGGACCAACCAUAAAAGCUUUAUGUGGCAGUAAUCCCAUCUUCUGGGCUGAAAAAGGAAAUGGACAAGGGCGUUCAACAUACUUGUGCUAUUAUUGGCUUUAUUAUUACAAAGGAUAUUAUUAUCUAUACUAUAUCUGUUAUACUGUAUAGCAGACUGUAUUCAAACAUGGCUGAAGUAUUUUCUUAAUUAAAUAUUUGUAUAUCACUUGCAAAAUCUCAAUAUUACUGAAAAGUGUAACACAGAUAUAUUAUGCUGCAGAUUGCAACACAUAUAAUGCAUUUGUUGUAAUCUGUCAUAGAGACAUAUUAUUAUAGCACCUAUGGAUGGUACUGAGUUGUUCAUAGUUAAUAUUAUAAUGUAGCCUAUUCUGCUCUUGACACCUAGAAGAUAACUAGUCUAUGCUGUAUUCGAUUCACUGGUAUGGAAUCUGCUAUAGCUGCUUUCACUUUAGACAAGUGGUUCAAACACGUUGCAUGGGUCAUCUCCCUUUUCUUAUUGAGAGACUGUCACUCACAUUAUACAAGUCUGACAGUUUGUCUGUGUGGAACGAAUAAGACCAUUCCAAGAUGGCAGACAGCAGAAAAGGAUGUUGGGAUGAAAUAAGCCUGCAGUGAGUCAAGCUUCCAAGCAUUCAUUUAAAUACAUUAUAUGUGCAUACCAUGUGUUAAUGGACAAAAUGGGGACUCAUUUUGCAUUUCCAAUUCUCUGGACUCCACUAGAGGAUGGUUUUAACUGGAUGGAAAAUGUACCCAUUCAGCACUUGCACCUAUACCAGAUAAAAAAAUAAAGCACUAUAAUGUAUAGUUUGUUACUGUAUGUCUUUGUCAUUGAUGCUUUCUUAUGUACACAUUACUAAAUACAUAUUCAAUUUUAAAGCUAAAAAAACUAUUAUUAAAGGUGGUUACAUUAAAAUUGAAUAUUAGUGGGUCUGAUGUCAUUGUGUUCUGUUACUCUGACUUCUGACAAUUUGUUAGAGAACUGUAACCAAUAGAACAUUUUUAUCUUUUUGGUAUUAAAAAUUUUAUCAUGUAUUAAAUUCAUACACUUAUUAUGUAAUUAGUUUUGCAGUUACUUAGGAUGUUUUACUAAAAUAAUAAAUGUGUUAUUUGUGAGAGGUAA
Molecule: messenger RNA, 1726 nt
Organism: Protopterus annectens (West African lungfish)
Lineage: Eukaryota; Metazoa; Chordata; Ceratodontiformes; Protopteridae
Product: gastrokine-2-like
Exons: 6
Coding region: 109-756 (215 amino acids)
Biological process (GO): respiratory gaseous exchange by respiratory system; regulation of cell population proliferation
Cellular component (GO): extracellular region; alveolar lamellar body
Source: RefSeq, a predicted model, not a curated record